Pyrus x bretschneideri (Chinese white pear) is the source of this 1194-nucleotide messenger RNA. RefSeq names its product alpha N-terminal protein methyltransferase 1. Gene Ontology annotation, biological process: N-terminal protein amino acid methylation. Gene Ontology annotation, molecular function: methyltransferase activity. Gene Ontology annotation, cellular component: cytoplasm. The transcript has 8 exons. Bases 38 to 1009 code for a protein of 323 amino acids. NCBI's taxonomy places the organism in Eukaryota, Viridiplantae, Streptophyta, Magnoliopsida, Rosales, Rosaceae. The record is from RefSeq and is a predicted model, not a curated record.
UCGUCAUCGUCCAGAUCAUAGGUUUUCAAACUUUUUCAUGCAGCAUCACUCCAUUCUAUGCUCCCAGCGACUUUCAAAAGACUUCAUCUUUGCCGCCGUGCGACGUUGUUUUGCCAAGGAACCGUUUAAAGCACCCAACAGCCGCCGAAACGGAACCGAAACUCGAGUGUCAAUGGAGAAAGGUGGGUUAGACUCCGCCGGCCGAGAAUUCAAGAACGCGGAGGAGAUGUGGAGGGAGCAGGUCGGGGACGACCACAGCAAGAAGACCGAGUGGUACCGCCAAGGCGUUGGCUACUGGGAAGGUGUGGAGGCGUCGACCAAUGGAGUGUUGGGAGGAUAUGCGCAGGUGAAUGAGCCUGACAUAAUGGGCAGUGAAGCUUUUCUUAAGCAGCUUCUCUCUGAGCGCUUUCCCGACUCUGCAAAUGGCCAACGUCACCUUGUUGUUCUUGAUUGUGGUUCUGGCAUUGGCAGAGUCUCCAAAAAUCUUCUCAUAAGAUACUUCAAUGAGGUUGAUCUUCUUGAGCCUGUAUCUCAUUUCUUGGAAACUGCUCGUGAAAGUCUGGCUCCUGAAAAUCAUAUGGUCUGUGAGACGCACAAAGCUACUAACUUUUUCUGCGUGCCUCUUCAGGAAUUCACACCAGAAGCAGGGAGGUACGACAUUAUAUGGGUUCAAUGGUGUAUUGGUCAUCUGACAGAUGAUGACUUCGUCUCAUUCUUUAAACGGGCAAAGGUUGGAUUAAAACCUGGUGGUCUUUUUGUUCUGAAGGAAAAUAUUGCAAGAUCCGGAUUCGUGUUAGACACAGAAGAUCGGAGUGUCACUAGGUCUGAUUUGUACUUUAAGGAGCUCUUUCGUCAAUGUGGACUUCAUCUUUACAUAUCAAAGGAUCAAAAGGGAUUGCCUGAAGAACUAUUCGCCGUGAAAAUGUAUGCAUUAACUACUGAGUUGCCAAAGAAGGUUCAUCGGACAAGAUCUAAAGUGCAAGCCAACAGACCCGGAGUCAUCAAGUGAGGAAUCCCAGCUUGAACCUAACAUAUACACAGAAUACUUUUUCUGGCAGUAAUUUUUUGUCCUGAUUUCUUGUAAUUUGCCACCCCUUAAUAUUUACAAGGACCAGUUUGUAUUCACCUGCAAGUUCUGUACUUUGAUGUUCUUGAUGAUUCGAAUUCAUUGGUUAUGUGCGCAUUAUUUUUCUA